Molecule: messenger RNA, 2337 nt
Organism: Aspergillus nidulans FGSC A4
Lineage: Eukaryota; Fungi; Ascomycota; Eurotiomycetes; Eurotiales; Aspergillaceae
Product: mRNA splicing protein SPP382
Exons: 1
Coding region: 1-2337 (778 amino acids)
Biological process (GO): spliceosomal complex disassembly; mRNA splicing, via spliceosome
Molecular function (GO): nucleic acid binding
Source: RefSeq, a predicted model, not a curated record
AUGGACUCCACGGUACAUAAGCGAAAGUAUGCCGAUGUGAGCUCCGACGACGACGACGAAUCCGAUUCUCCUCCCCGCACAUCUUUCAGACGUGCCGCAUCCCGUUCAGAAUCUCCUCCGUCAGCAGGUCUAGGUCUGGGUAUGGGCUCAGGGAUGGGCCGUGGUCGCGGAAGAGGCUUAGGCAUGGGUCAAAACUCCCGGAAUAACAAUGCGACCAAGCAGUCCUCCGGAAAUGGCCUCGCGGCCAACUCCUUCGGUGCCCGCAUGCUAGCCAAGAUGGGUUAUGUUCAAGGCCAGGGUCUUGGAUCGAGCGGCCAGGGUAUCGUGAAUCCCAUCGAAGCUCAGGCUCGUCCGCAGGGUAUUGGUCUUGGGGCGGUCCGCGAGAAGAGCAAGGCAGCGCGAACCGAGGAGAAACGCGCCGCCGCCUUACGAGGCGAAUCCGUCGAAGAGAGCUCAGAUGAGGAAUUUACAAGAAAGAAGAAGAGGCAGCAAAGAAAGGAAGGUGGGCGUGCGGAGGGUGAGGCGCGGCCUGUUGGAAGAAAGAAGCCUCAGUUCCGCACUGCCCGUGAAAUCGAGGCGGAUAUGGCAGGUCUUGAGGUGCCCAACGUGCUCAAGUCCCUGAUCGAUGCGACUGGCAGGGAACAUAAGGUCUUGACCUCCACCGCAGGUCUGAUGACGCCGGUCGACUUUGUGAAUACUGAACAAAGCGAGGCUUACAAGAUUGCACGCCGGGCUCGCCAGGAUUUGGAAGCUUUCGCGGAUGAAUGGAAGGGUUUGACGGAGAGGAAACAAUACAUCGAACAAGACGAAGCUCAAUUAGUGGAUCAACUGGAUACAAAUCAGCGCCAAAUCGACCAAUUAUCGGCAUUGGUCGCUGCCUUUGGAGCUCUUGAAGUCAUCCCCGAAGAAAACAGUGAUAGCCCGCAAGCAAAACUCGACUAUGUGACUGACCAGUUGGAGUCGCUUGAAAUUCAGUACCGGGCCGAAAUUGAUGAAUAUAGGCUCUGGGAAACAGCGGUUGCGGCCAUCCACCCUCUAUUCCGAGAAGCCAUGGAGGACUGGGAGCCGCUCAAAGCCCCGACCUUCUUGGUGGCUAACCUACGGCGUCUCCAACCUAUUCUAUCUCGUAAAGCCAGCGAAGGGCAACUCGUGCAGCGCUCGUCGACCUCUCCUUACGAAACUAUGAUCUAUACCUUAUGGCUACCACGCGUACGCUCCGCUUUGCUCAACGAAUGGGACGUUUUCAAUCCUUCUCCGGCCACCACGCUCAUCGUCUCAUGGAAAGAACUCCUGCCCCCCUUCGUCUACGCCAACGUCCUUGACCAGCUAGUGGUCCCUAAGCUAACAAGCGGCCUAAACUCUUGGAAACCAAAACGGUCAUCUUCUUCAUCCCACUCUCAACAGAACUCUCGCGUCCCCUGGUGGCUUUUCACAUGGCUCCAAUACCUCGACGAACGACACACAAACCCGAAGCAAGCAACAGGCCUUCUCUCGGACGCAAAGCGCAAAUUCCGCAGAGUUCUGGACACAUGGGAUCUCAGCGCCGGCCCGGUCCCUGGCUUCGAUCUCUGGCAUGACGCUCUCUCUUCUGAAUUCGAUACGUGCCUACGCAAUCAUCUCCUUCCACGCCUCGCCGCCCAUCUCCGCGCAGACUUCGACGUCAAUCCACAAGACCAAGACCUCACGGCUUUUGAAAACAUCCUCAAAUGGAAAGACUGGUUCCAACCUAACGUACUCGGCCUUCUCUUCGUUGCCGAGUUCUUUCCAAAAUUUCAUCAAAUCCUAUACAUUUGGCUCACCAAUGACCCUAACUACGAAGAAGUCGCCGAGUGGUUCACCUGGUGGCGAUCCCAGUUUCCGACAGGAAUCAACGAUCUGGAGAUCGUAGACGACGAAUGGAACAAGGCACUCCGCACAAUGGACCUAGCAGCCCAACUAGGUGACCGCGCUGCAGAAGAAUUACCACCUCCCUCAUCCACACCCACAUCCUCAAAACCAACCAAAUCCACCCAUCCCGCACCUCAAUCACCUCAACCAUCAUCAAUAAAUUCCGGACGAACUGCCCCACACAAACCGAAAGUCAUCGAAGAAGUCGCAUUCAAAGAUGUCCUCGAAAAUUGGUGCGCAGAGGAAGGCCUCAUAAUGCUCCCAUUGCGCGAAGCGCAUCCGCAAAACGGCCAGCCUCUGUUCCGAAUUACAGCCAGCGCAACGGGCAAAGGCGGUGUUGUGGCUUUCAUCCAGGGCGAUGUCGUGUGGGUGCAGAAUAAGAAGGCGAAGGAAGUUUGGGAGCCAAUGGGGUUGGAAGAACAGCUCGUUCAACGUGCGGAAGGGAGAUAG